Cadophora gregata is the source of this 1503-nucleotide messenger RNA. RefSeq lists its product as uncharacterized. The record is from RefSeq and is a predicted model, not a curated record. Gene Ontology annotation, cellular component: membrane; endoplasmic reticulum. Gene Ontology annotation, biological process: C-terminal protein methylation. Gene Ontology annotation, molecular function: protein C-terminal S-isoprenylcysteine carboxyl O-methyltransferase activity. NCBI's taxonomy places the organism in Eukaryota, Fungi, Ascomycota, Leotiomycetes, Helotiales, Ploettnerulaceae. The coding region runs from base 814 to 1503 and encodes 229 amino acids. The transcript has 2 exons.
CAUUCAAUAACAACGAUUCAGACCCCUCGCACCGGAUAUAUCGUGGGAAUGCUCUGGAACUCGAGGCUUCUAUUUGGGUACUAUUCAUGUAAUUACGUAUCACGUUGCGUUCCCAAUUCAUGUUUGCCAAGCCUUUUCCUCACUAAGAAGAUCAAUGUUUUUCAGUUCUCCCUCCACACUGACUGGACUUCCCUAAGUCCAGUAUCGAUCGGUAUUUGCUCCUGUGGUUUAGCCUAGUGAAGCUUUCAGCAGUAUACAUAUCCUUGAUACAGUUCUGAUUCCAGUAGGACAAGAAACCAAGGACGUUGUGUGAUACGCACUCUCAAGAGCCGGAUGAUGGAACAACAACGAGAUGGGUUAUUGUGAUGCAUAUUCAAAUGAUAAGAGGCAAAUUAUGAAGGACAGUGAUGUCAAAUUUGUCGGUUUAGUUUUAGGACGUGUGUAAGUACUGAGAUCUUGAAGUCUCGCUUACUGUGUAAAACAAAACAAUGAAGGCUGUAGGCUGGCUACAUGUGGAGCCUGGCCACACGCCUCCAAAAGGGUGUCCCAAACAAUUGAUAUGAAGUCUGGCCUUAACUUGUGCAAUGAUAGGAGUAGCGGCCCAAGUAUCUUCUUUGGUCAGUUACGGGGAUUGCGAGGAGACUCCGCCACACUCUAAUCAGGGGAAGGAAGCGAGUGUCUGGCCCCACCAAGCCUGCCAAGUACAAUUUUGUUACCAUAUAAAUCAGCCUUCCAUCUCCAACUCACAUCACGUUGAAAAGCAUCCUUCAAGACAUUCCAAGCAUAAACCAAACUGUACCAAUUUCCAUCACGAUGGAAGUUCCGGACCUCCCCACAAUCCUUUAUGCGCUCACCACUCUCCUGGCCAGCUACCUGAGCCUCCAAUGUUUUACACCUCCAAAUAAAAAUCCCAGUUCUGCUGUCCCAGACCGUAUCACACCGUUCACUAGUCCAACAUUCAUCCUUGUUCGUCGCCUUAGCGUUGUCCUCGUUGGUGUGCACCACGCGAUGCUUGUCCUCAACCCAGUCUCCCCAUCUUACAUCCUAUGUCCCAAUCCUGCCAGCAUGAACCUGUCAUUGUUCACCUGGACGCGACACUCGGCAAUCUGCUUAGCCUUGAUCAUUGUCUUUGCGCCCAUGCGCCUCCUUGCAUUUGCACAACUUGGCAAGAAUUUCACAUUCAAGCUCGCCAAGCCGCAGAAACUGGUCACGACCGGAUUAUACGCCUAUGUACAGCACCCGUCGUAUACUGCCAAUGUCAUCGUUGCGGUGGCCAAUGUGCUUUUGUUUGAGAGACCGGAUGGCUUGGCGGGAUGCUGGCUGAGUGAGGGGGUCGCGAAGAGUGCGUGGUGGAGUGUUGUUGGGUGCGGCUUGGCUGCUGCGGCGGUUUAUGCUGCAAGUGUUAGAGUUGCGGAUGAGGAGAAGAUGUUGAAGGAGACCUUUGGUAAGGAGUGGGAGGUUUGGCAUCAGAAAACGAAGAGGUUUGUGCCUGGCGUGUAUUAA